AUGAGUGCCUUCGGCUUGGUGAGAGCACCAUCAUUGAUGCGACGUUUCGUCAAUGCUGUUGUGCAGACAUUCGGCGAUGAGUACCUUAGUUCUCCUAAUGAGGAGGACACUGCGCGGUUGCUAGCCAUCAACUUGCGCAGAGGCUUCCCCGGGAUGUUAGGAAGCGUUGAUUGUAUGUAUUGGAGGUGGAAGAACUGCCCUACGUCGUGGGCCGGGUCUUACACGGGGCAUGUUAACGCUCCAACUAUCAUUCUUGAGGCGGUAGCGUCGCAGGACCUGUGGAUCUGGCAUGCGUUUUUCGGCAUGCCUGGUUCGCUAAACGACAUCAAUGUCCUCCACCAAUCACAUCUCCUCGAUGACUUAGCCGCCGGAGAGGCACCAAAGGUUAAUUACACAAUCAAUGGUCACGAGUACACAAUGGGUUACUACCUUGCCGACGGAAUUUAUCCGGAAUGGGCCACGUUUGUGAAACCCAUUCUGUCUCCUGUCGGCCGGAAGCGGCAACACUUUGUCGUGCAACAAGCGACGCCUCGCAAGGACGUCGAGCGCGCUUUCGGAGUACUCCAGUCGCGGUUUCCCAUUGUUCGAGGGGCAACACGUUUGUGGGACGAGGAAACCUUGUUCGCCAUCAUGACCGCAUGCAUAAUCAUGCACAACAUGAUUAUUGAAGACGAGCGCAAAGACGACGAUGUGGACUAUGUGUACGAGGGAGCAGGUGAAGACGUCCAGGCUUCUCACGACGUGACGCCACCAUUGAUGGUCUUGAGCCAACGGUACAAUGCUAUUCGAUGCAAGCAGUCCCAUGUUCAUCUCCGGGAAGACUUUGUCGAACACCUUUGGCAGUUACACAGAGGCGACUUUUAG
Phragmites australis (common reed) is the source of this 864-nucleotide messenger RNA. RefSeq lists its product as uncharacterized. The record is from RefSeq and is a predicted model, not a curated record. NCBI's taxonomy places the organism in Eukaryota, Viridiplantae, Streptophyta, Magnoliopsida, Poales, Poaceae. The coding region runs from base 1 to 864 and encodes 287 amino acids. The transcript has a single exon.